Messenger RNA from Aspergillus heteromorphus CBS 117.55, 2311 nucleotides. RefSeq names its product alpha-arrestin. The record is from RefSeq and is a predicted model, not a curated record. Gene Ontology annotation, biological process: ubiquitin-dependent endocytosis. Gene Ontology annotation, cellular component: plasma membrane; cytoplasm; cytosol. Lineage: Eukaryota; Fungi; Ascomycota; Eurotiomycetes; Eurotiales; Aspergillaceae. Bases 276 to 1859 code for a protein of 527 amino acids. Gene Ontology annotation, molecular function: ubiquitin protein ligase binding; protein-macromolecule adaptor activity. The transcript has a single exon.
UCCUGCUUGCGUGACUCACCCAUACCAGGACGCGACUAUAUAUGCUCUAGGCACGAGCUACAAUUUCAAUUCCCAGAGGAUUAUGAACGUGAUCGUCUCCCAUUUAUCCCAACCGUACAACAACAACCGAACCGCGCAAUAAGAAACGACCCCGCGAUCUAUUGUUACGAUCCGCGUCCCCACGGCCUCCCUCCGCUGCCGGGCCGUUGAUACAGAGGACUUCCCCCCAAGGCUGUCACAAGACGAAGCGAGUGUUCACUCGACAAUUCGACAUCAUGCCUGGCCGUCUCCUCUCCAGUUUCGUCCGCCCCUCCCUCUCCCACCACUCCUCCAUCUCACACUCCAACUCCUCCUCGUCCUCGUCCGUCAACGAGAUCCCACACACUACGGUGGUCUCAAAGAAGCCCACUGCACAUGGAAGCGCGGAAAGACACCGAUCUCCUGAACGCCGCCUGUCUUUCGCAGUCGAGCACCUCAUUCACCCCCACCGUGACCAUAGCAAGGACAAGCGGCGUAGCCAUGGUCGGUCCUCUCGUUCGAAGGAGAGAGCCGCCGCCCACGACGACAGCGUGGCUGCUCUGGCCAAGCUGAACGUCAUUGUUGAAUCACCUCCGCUCGUAUGCUACGGAAACCCUGCGAACUCGACUGGUGCCCUAUUCUCGGGGCGCUUGAGGAUCAGCGUCUCGGACGUGGCAGGCCAACUUACCCUGGAUACGUUCGACAUGCGCCUCAUGAGCAGACUGACAACCAGAAAGCCAGUGUCGCGGGACUGCGCCAACUGCACCUCGCGUUCUGAAGAAUUGACCCACUGGAACUUCCUGACGGAGCCAAUCCAGCUCAAGAGCGGCGAUCAUGAAUUCCCCUUCAGCUAUCUCGUCCCCGGAAACCUUCCCGCCUCCUGCAACGGUUCCCUCGGCCAGGUCGAAUACUUCCUUGCCGCACGUGCUCACAGCGUCACCGGCGAAGAGUACACCUACAAGAUGCCGCUGCACAUCAAGCGUGCCAUUCUCCCCAGCAAUGACAAGUCGUCCAUUCGUAUCUUCCCUCCGACCAACCUUACCGGCCGCAUCGUUCUUCCCUCAGUCGUGCACCCCAUCGGCACUUUCCCCGUCCAGAUGACCCUCAGUGGGGUCGUGGACAAAGGCGAAGAGACCCAGACUCGCUGGCGUCUGCGCAAGAUGAUGUGGCGCAUCGAAGAGCACCAGAAGAUCGUGUCGACCGCCUGCUCCAAGCACGCACACAAGAUCGGGGGCGAGGGCAAAGGAGUAUUGCACCAGGAAACACGCAUCAUUGGUCACAACGAAGAGAAAGAUGGCUGGAAAACCGAUUUCGAUACUGCCGGCGGUGAAAUCAGUAUGCAAUUCGAAGCGAGCAUCAACCCCUCUUGCAACCCUGUGUGCGAUCUUGAGGCCCCCGGUGGCUUGGAAGCUCGACACAAUCUGGUGAUCGAGUUGAUCGUCGCCGAGGAGUUCUGCCCCAACCGCAACACCAGGCUUAUCACCCCCACCGGAGCGGCGCGUGUGCUGCGGAUGCAAUUCCACCUGCAUGUCACGGAACGCAGCGGGCUCGGGAUCAGCUGGGAUGAAGAAAUGCCGCCGGUUUACGAAGAUGUUCCCGCCAGCCCUCCCGGAUACACCACACUCGACGGCGCUAGUAUCAUGGAGGACUACCACGGGUCCCCUCUACACCUGCCGGAGUAUGAGGAGUUGGACCGCAUGGAGUCCCUUCGACUGGACAGUGACUCAACUCACUCCUCCCGGGGGCGAUCUCAGUUGACGACCGAUGAUCUGACCGCCGAGCCGUCGGACUUUGGAAGUGAUGACCGGGCGCCAUCUAUCGAUUCUCGGGUCUCAAGAUAAGCUUACCGCUUUUCCUGACCUUGCUACCUCAUACUUCUUUUUCUUUCAACACACGCGCACCCCUUCAGGGGCUUCGCCCAUCGACACUCACGACGUUACGAUUACUUAUGAAUUGAACGAUUGCCGACUCAGGGGAGUUCGGAACAGUCGCAGUUGCUCUCAACAGUUACUUCAAGUCGAAUCGCAAAGCGCACUCGUGCACUUUCAUACUUCGCACUAUAAUUUUAAUGGCAUGGAACAUCUAAAGAAGGUGCCCGGAAAAGUUUUUGUCUGCUACAUUUGCAUUUUGUAUCACUGGGGGGGGGGAUGGAUCUUCUGUUUUCUGUUUGCAUGAUACCCAUAGUCAUUGUCAUGUCUCUCUCUUUUGUUGUUCCACUUUACCCAUACCUUGUCAUCGACGGAGUCGAAUUUCCUACAGAUAUACCGGAUUGCUCAAAAGACUUGCUUUGUGG